AUCAAAAGCACCACCCUUGCAUAUUUGAUUUGCUAAGCGAGCUGACAAGGAUUACCGCUACAAAAGGCCGCUUGAGCAGCCAAAGAGUAGUACGGUUAGCUCAACAAUUGCUGGCAUGCUUGUUGCGCUCGGCUCUUUGCUUGCGGCUUAGGCUGCAGCCCUACACUUCCAAGGGAAUAAAGGCGUUCGCAAGAAUGAGCAGCUGCUUGCGCUUCCUUGCGUGUUUCGGUGAUGAGGAACCCAUCGAAACAGCCACAGCCGAGUCUGCCAAUGCCAGUGAUGGUGAUGCUGCUGGCAUAGCAGCCCCUACGGACUCCGGUACACCCAAGAUUCACGAGAGUGUCGCGGAGUCUGACAAUACCAAUCGAGAACCUGUCGGAGCAGCAGCCACGACCAAUGCCGAUACUGGUGACACUGUUGGCAUAGCAGCCUCCAGAACCAGCGACACCAUCUCGCCCGAGGGCAUCCAAAUCCGUGAGGGUGCCGUGCAGACCGCUUAUGCCAAAGCUGCCAAUGGCGCCGGUGCACUCAUCACAGUGAUAUCCAUCGUGCCCGACCCCUUUGGCAUCAACUCCACCAUCAAGUCCAUACUGAAGCUUAUCCAGAAGCGUGCAGAUGGUGCAGUGACCAAUACGGCCAACUGCAAGAGGCUGCUGGACACGGUGCUGUGGACGCACAAUGUGCUAAAGGAUGCGGGCUGGGAGAAGGACGCGGGGGCAAAGGUGGUGAACGAAUGGCAGGAGUUGAGAACUGCAUUGAACAAUGCGGCGGCUUUCCUGGACGAGUUCGGCAAGAACAGCUUCCUGACCCGGCUGGUCCACGCUGGCAGGGACAAGGAUGACUUCGUAAGCCACAACUACGAGGUUACCCAGCGGACACAGCGCCUUCUCAUGGCACUUGCUAUCAAGCGCAACCUGCCGCCCCCACCUGCUGUGACCUACGACGACGGUGGUUCCCCUGCCCUGCGGGCUGAGCUGUGCCGGCUGGGCGGCAGCGAGGACGUGCAGGAGGCGAUAGAGGUGGUGGCGGCCGACCCCAGCCUGCUGCGACAGCUCAAGCCGCACAUGGGGCUGGAGGCGCAGAUUCUCGAAUCUGCGCUAGCGGCCCUGGCGAAGGAGGCGCGGCACGUCAAGUUGCCCGACAACCUGCCAUCAGAGCUGCAGCGUUUUUGGCACCAGCAUUUCAAUGCUGAAAGCGUUAGCUUUGAUACCUUUUCCGACGUGGUCUUGACCACAAUGAACGACGAAGUGCCCGACCUAGCCUCGGCUGUCAAGGAACGAGCAACCAAGCUCCUCCACCUGGGAGCCUCGGAGGUGCUGGGUGGGCCAGGCUGCUGGGAGCAGCCCAAGGUUUUGUUGCGGCAGCUGUUGCAGGGGCACAUAGACCUUGACGGCAAUGGUCUUGCGCAGACGGAGGAGUACUACCGCUUUUACUUGCGGUGCUGUGACUGGGCAGCCUCGACCGGUGUUUCUAAACCAGCCAGCUUGCUAUCCUGCAUCAAGCUGCUGUGCGCCCACUUUGACCCCAAGCUCCUCUCGGCAGUCGAGCAGGAGGAGCUGCGGAAGCUUGCGGCUGUGCUCAAGCCCUUUAGGUUCUCCUCGGAUGUGGCCAACCAUCUCACACGCUUCCUGCCAGGCAGCCGUUCCUGGCUGUUCCAGAUCUACGAGGAGUGGCUCGCCAAGGACCCCAAUGACCCCAACUACCGUGCUCUGGUGCUGUACGGCGGCCCGGGGCUGGGCAAGUCCACAGUGGCCGCAGCCCUGGUGUCCAAGCAAGUGUUCACCAAGGAUGCAGCCACAGGUGUGGAGCUGGUGGGCUCGGCGGUGGCUGGGCACUACUUCUGCAGGCACAACGAUAACAACCGGAAGGACCCGGUACUGCUGAUGCGCACACUGGCCUACCAGCUGGCCUCCGCACUGCCCGCCCUGCGCCCGCACCUGAUGGAGCUGUCUGACAAGGAGGUGGACGGACUUCGGGACGUGGAGACCGCCUACCAGACACUGCUGGCGGGGCCGCUGGAGAGCGUCAAGGAUGAGCUGGCAGCGCUGCACCGGCCAUUGGUGGUGGUGAUCGACGCACUAGAUGAGAUGGAGCUGGCGGGCUCGGGCGGUGGUGGUGGGGCGCAGAAUUCGCUGCUGCGGCUCAUUCGUGAGCACUUCGUCAACCUGCCCCCGGCCGUCCGCUUCGUGCUGACCACACGACCUGAGCCGCAUAUUACCCGUGUGCUGGGCAAGGCUUUCAGCCCGUUCAUUAUCAAAGCAGACGACCCACGCCACCUGCGAGACCUCCGGCAGCUCAUCGCUCAUGAGCUGGGCAGCCGGCUGGUGGUGCAGGGGGUUGAGGCAGGGAUUGAUGGUGGCAUUGGCAAGGAUGCUUGGAGGGAGCCGACUCAAAAGGAGCUGGGUGAGGCGGUGGACCUGCUGCUGGGCAAGAGCCAGGGCUCCUUCGUGUACGUGGCCAGACUGCUGGAUGGACUGAAGGCCAAGGACCGCUGGAGCCGAGCGGACCUGACAGCCUUGCCCCAAGGCCUCUACGCCACUUACACCGACUUCCUGCAGAAGCACAUCGGUGCUCCUAAAAGCCCCACUUUUUUGGCUGUAAAGCGCCUGCUACAGCUGCUGCUGGCGGCCCAGGACCCGCUGUGCGUCGAAAUGCUGGCAGCAGCCUGGAACAGCAGCGGCCUGAUGGCAGGUGCUGCAGGGCAGCAGCUGCGGCCCAGUGAGGCGCAGCAAGAGGUUGAGCAGCUGCUCAGCAAGCUGGGCUCCCUCUACAUGCUACGUGACAACCACGUGCUGGUCUUCCACAAGUCUUUCCAUGACUUCCUGUCAGCUCGCAAGCUCGAGGAUGACGCACUCAACGAUUACUGGGUCGACCCGCUGCCAGGGCACGCCUUGCUGGGUCCCGUGGGGGUCCAGCUUGUGUCGCAGCAGGCGGCCAAGGCCGUGGGGCUGUCCCAUUCACCCUCCGUCUCAGCCCUUAUGCCGCCCGCUGGCAGCACCAGCGCCAACAAGACGGGCACCAGCAGUGGUAAGACAGCAGCAAAGCAGUGGUCAGCCAGCUACAGCUGCCAGUACACAGUGCGCCACCUGGUGCAGGUGCUCAACCAGGAGGAGGAGGACCGGGAGGGGGCUGACCUGGCCUGCCGCCUGCUGGAGGGGCUGCUGGGGAACUUUGAAUACGUAUACGCUGUGUUCAGCAGCGGUGCGGGCCACAGCGUCAUCAGGGACCUUGGGGCCCUUAAGCAGACUAGCAGGACCUCUCAGUUGUAUGAUACAAUCCGAUGGUUGUUCGGCCAGCAGCAUGAGUUAACAAAAGCCGCGAAUGUUACAAACGUGAUUGCCACUGGCCUCAGGUGCCCAGUCGGCACAACAGUCUUCAGACAGGCCCAAGCACAGCACCAAGUUACGUCUGCCACACAGGGCCUUCAGUCCCAAUGGAGGCUUCAGUACAAGCUUGGGGCCCCCAAAACCUGGACCGCACAGUUGCUGAAAUUUACGGGACAUGGUGACGGCAUCACCAGCGUGGCAUGGAGCCCGGAUGGCCGGUCGCUGGCCAGCGGCAGCUAUGACAGGACCAUCCGGCUGUGGGAUGUGGCCAGCGGCGAGUGCACUGCCACCCUGCAGGGACAUGAUCACCGCACCACCAGCGUGGCAUGGAGCCCGGAUGGCCGGUCGCUGGCCAGCGGCAGCGGUGACAAGUCCAUCCGGCUGUGGGAUGCAGCCAGCGGCGAGUGUACUGCCACACUGCAGGGACAUGAUCCCUCGAGCAUCCUCAGUGUGGCAUGGAGCCCGGAUGGCCGGUCGCUGGCCAGUGGCAGCGGGGACUGCACCAUCCGGCUGUGGGAUGCAGCCAGCGGCGAGUGCACGGCCACGAUGAAGGGACAUGCUGACGAUGUCAACAGCGUGGCAUGGAGCCCGGAUGGCCGGUCGCUGGCAAGCGGCAGCAGUGACAAGACCAUCCGGCUGUGGGAUGCAGCUAGCGGCGAGUGCACUGCCACCCUGCAGGGACAUGAUGACACCAUCAGCAGCGUGACAUGGAGCCCGGACAGCCGGUCGCUGGCUAGCGGCAGCAGGGACAACAACAUCCGGCUGUGGGAUGCAGCCAGCGGCGAGUGCACUGCCACCCUGCAGGGACAUGAUGACACCAUCCGCAGCGUGGCAUGGAGCCCGGAUGGCCGGUCGCUGGCAAGCGGCAGCAAUGACAAAACCUACCGGCUGUGGGAUGCAGCUAGCGGCGAGUGCACUGCCACACUGCAGGGACAUGGCGACAGCAUCACCAGCGUGGCAUGGAGCCCGGAUGGCCGGUCGCUGGCCAGCGGCAGCUGGGACAGCACCAUCCGGCUGUGGGAUGCAGCCAGCGGAGGUGAUGACACUGCCCCACUGCAGGGACAUAAUGGCUACAUCACCAGCGUGGCAUGGAGCCCGGAUGGCCGGUCGCUGGCCAGCGGCAGCUGGGACAAGACCAUCCGGCUGUGGGAUGCAGCCAGCGGCGAGUGCACUGCCACCCUGCAGGGACAUGGUCACCGCACCACCAGCGUGGCAUGGAGCCCGGAUGGCCGGUCGCUGGCCAGUGGCAGCUGGGAUGAAACCAUCCGGUUGUGGGAUGCAGCCAGCGGCGAGUGCACUGCCACCCUGCAGGGACAUGAUGACACCAUCAGCAGCGUGGCAUGGAGCCCAGAUGGCCGGUCGCUGGCCAGCGGCAGCAGUGACAGGACCAUCCGGCUGUGGGAUGCAGCCAGCGGCGAGUGCACUGCCACGAUGGAGGGACAUGAUGACUACAUCACCAGCGUGGCAUGGAGCCCGGAUGGCCGGUCGCUGGCCAGCGGCAGCGAUGACAAGACCAUCCGGCUGUGGGAUGCAGCCAGCGGCGAGUGCACUGCCACCCUGCAGGGACAUCAUUUUGGCAUCAACAGCGUGGCAUGGAGCCCGAAUGGCCGGUCGCUGGCCAGCGGCAGCCGUGACAACAUCAUCCGGCUGUGGGAUGCAGCCAGCGGCGAGUGCACUGCCACCCUGCAGGGACAUCAUUUUGGCAUCAACAGCGUGGCAUGGAGCCCGGACAGCCGGUCGCUGGCCAGUGGCAGCGAUGACAACACCAUCCGGCUGUGGGAUGCAGCCAGCGGCGAGUGCACUGCCACACUGAAGGGACAUGAUGGCAACAUCAACAGCGUGGCAUGGAGCCCGGAUGGCCGGUCGCUGGCCAACGGCGGCGAUGACAAAACCAUUUGCAUUUACAGCACAUCAAGUUAAUGGCACACAUGCAGCCCAGCGCUAUGACGUUCGAGUGGCCUCUUGUGUGGGGGCGUUGUGCCCCGUAUAAGGCAAGGGCAUGUGGUAAUAUACUUGGGGCGCGCCAAACAGCUGGGCUCGACGAUCAGUUAACAAGGGGUCGGGUUUUGUUAAAGAUGCGAUCAUGUAUACGUGUUGUUAUGCGGCUUUGGCACCUUUAGUUGACAUCUUCGGUGCUAUGUAGUUGGGUUUCGGGUUUUUUGUCAUUGAGGGAGGAUAUAUCUGUGUGGUACGUAUAGAGCAUGUGCUUGGCUACGAACGACUGAAUCGGAUUUAGGGACUUAUCUGUACGGCUUCGGAGCUGCCUGGGACGUUACACCUAUCUUUCUAUCUCUGGCCGGAGCUGCAGCGAGGAGCUGCCCUUAUGCGCCCCUACCUGCUCCGCUGCACUCUCUCUCCGCGUCUGGGAAGGCAGGGGUUAACAGGCGGUCCUAGGGGCUGGUGAUUAGCUCGUGGUGUUUUUGUGGUUUGGGCUGUUGGUGGCGGGUGUGACUCAGCGUGUUUAAGAUUUGUCUCGCGGUUUCUGCUUGGAUGCUGCUCUUCCUUAGUGGCCGGUGGUCGGCCUCUAUCAGACUUGGUUGGCUGGCGGUUUGCGCUAUCAUGCUCGGUGUUCUUAUUCCUCGCAGUUUGCGGCGUUUGUGCGUUGCUGUGUGGAAGAAGGUGUGGAGUUCUUGCCUGCGUCGCAGUACACGGGUUUGUUGUGGGCCCAGGCUUUGGCAGCCAAGGGUACGGUUCAGGCCCGCACGGCCCAGCCUUAUUUUAGUGCGGUCAAUACUGCUCAUGAGUUGUUGGGUUUUCCUAAGCCGUGUGCAGGUGAUAAUGUAUUGUUCUGUGCCUUCCGUAAAGGCUGGGAGCGGCUGCAGGUAGCGCUGAGCCCGGCUUCCUCGUUAGUUCUGGCCCUUAGCGCUCGUGAUGUUUGGCACCUGUAUGAGCAGCUUCCGGGGUUAUCGUUUCGUCGGAUGUGUUUGUGCCCCUCUUAGCUGACGUGUUGGGCUUUUGUCUUUUCCUGCGUCCUGAUUCCUUGUUCUCCAUUUGUUGGUCGCAAGUGGUCGAGGUUGAUUCCGUGCCAGUGUUGCAGUAUAAGCUGCUGAAUUGGAAAGGCCGCAUUGUGGCGCCAGCGUCAGCACCGGUGCUGCGGUUUCCUUUGGGUGGCCUUCCUUUUCUACAAGCAGCGUUAGUUCAGCAGUUCCUGCGUUGUGGGCAGUUGUGGCCACAGCGGCAGUCCACGUGUGGGGGCGAGCAGUGGUUCCGCUUGGUCCUGGAGCGUUGUGGUCUGUCCCGGCUGGCUGGUAUCCAUACCCUUCAUAGUUUACGGCGUGGUGGUGCGUCUGCAGCUCGAGCAGUGGGUGUUCCUGUUGAAGUGGUGGAGAGCUUUGGCGGCUGGAGUGCGGGCUCUGUUGCUUUGCGGGAGCACUACCUAGAUAUGGCCGCAGAAUUGAUACUGACCGUGACAGCUGCGUGCCGGGCGUCCCCAGCCCCCCAUACCUGCGAGAUUCUUUUGAGGAGGGGUCCGUACGCGAGGUAGGAGUCUCUUUGUUACAUGGAAGGAAUUGGGGCCCUGUUCGCCUCGCAUGUCCAACCGGUAUUCGUCACAACGAGAUAAACAAGUCUCGGAGCAAGAUUCGGGUGCUAAGUACUGAUGCGCAGGGUGCUGCGCUUUAGAGACCACAAGCUGCGGCGGGACAGUACCGGCGGCCGCCGCCGUGUGCGACGGCUGCAACACGGGCUGGCAUUGGGAUUGCCUGGGUCUGCGGGGAAAGCCGAGAGGGCAGUGGUUGUGUCCGCGCUGCCGGGAGUUGGAUCAGAGGGGGCGAGACGCCACCAUUGCGCUGGAGACGCAGGGACCGCUGCUGACCCCGACCGGGGUGGAGGCGGCGGCGCCGGUGUCGCCUGCGCAGGGGGCGGAAGGGACGACGGGCGGAGCAGGCAAGGGGAGGCGCCGGCGCGGGCGGCCGUCACGACUGGCGGCGGCGCCGCCGGGGUCCCAGCCAAGCGCCGCGCCGCCUGCUGGAGCGGCGGCGGGUGAUCUGGCGGUUCCCCCAACAGCGGAGGCGGCAUAGGCGGUGUCCGCCGGCCGAGGGGCGCGCCGCCGAGGGCGGCCGCCGCGUGCUGCGGCGGCUGCGCCAGCGGCGGUGGCCCUGGUGUCGGCGGUUGAGGACGUCGCCGUGGCGCCAACGGAGGCGGAGGCCGCUGCCAGCGCAUCGGCGGGGUUGCAGAUGGCGGAGGGCGUGCCUGUCCAAGUCCCGCGCAUGGGCCUGGCGCUGGAGGGAGUCGGAUUUCGGGGUCGUGUAGCUGUGGGGGAGGAGGUUGGCAGGUUGUUGUUCCCUCGGGCAGAGACGCGGCGCUGCGAUGAGGAGGCUGCAGCCCUGGCGGGGAGACGGGUGCGUCGGGAAGGGGAGCAGGUGGUGUGUGGGGUGGUGCAGUACUUGGGCGCGGUCAUGAGGCCCUUGUACCUUCUGGUGGCAUGGGAGGAUGGAGGCCUGGAGCAGACCACUUUGGCAGGCGUGCGGGAGUGGCUCUCUCAGUGAGUAGGGGGCCGGGAGGCAGCGGGGUUUGGCCUCCAGGGGUGACUCGGCCUGCGGGCCCCAGGUUCAUGCCCCUUGUGGGGAAGCUGCGGGCGCUGUGGCGCUGGGACUGUAUCUGGGGGGGCAGGGCCCCGUGAGCUUGUGCUGAGGCCCAGGGGUGUCGUGUGUGGAAGACGGCCGCCGGUGUGCACGGCGGGUCAGGGCAGUUGAGGGAAGAGGAAGCGAGGAAUUGGUUGGUAGGUCGUGGGUGGUUGAAGUGGAACCAGGAGGUGAAGGAGAAGGGAGAGCAGAUGGAGGUAUGAGGGGGUGCCGCUGAGGGCGCCUUCCUGACCGGCGAGGUUGGCGGAUCCUGGGGGUUGGAAGAACGGUUCAUGUGGCUCGGACGGACGGCCUGAGAGACGGGCGGAUGGCGCCCUGGACGAACGGGUGGUCAACCAUUGCGUGCGCGGGCCAUGCCUUUUUAUGUGGUGUGAUUGUGCGGCCUGCUGUGUGCACUUGCGUUCUUGUCAUGCCUGUGUCCUUGCCGGUGUGGCUGGGGUCCUCGCGGUACAACCAACCCCCUAGGCCUGGUUUGGUUUUGGGGGGGAGUAUGGACCCCAGUGGCGCUAGGUGUGCAAGCCGGCGUAUGGGCGCGACAGCUGUCGCGCCCCGUUACCGGCAUGUUCAUUCUGUCGGCAGAGGCGGGUGCGACCGUGGCAAAGUGUCCUGUGGUUCGGUCAAGUUAUGACUGCAGGGAUUGCUUGUUAUGAAGGUGACAUGUGGUUCUGAACAUAUUGUAGGUAGUGUGAUGGCUCCUGUGCUUUGGGCCUCGCUAUCUAGCAGAAGAUACGUGUACGGCGUAUCGCAUCAGGUUGUCGUACG
Messenger RNA from Astrephomene gubernaculifera, 8671 nucleotides. Lineage: Eukaryota; Viridiplantae; Chlorophyta; Chlorophyceae; Chlamydomonadales; Astrephomenaceae. The record is from the annotation of a GenBank genome assembly.